AUGUCCUUAGAACAGGUUUUCUCGUCCACAGAGCUAAGCGUCGUCGUUCCCGACACCUCUCUCGAAUUCCCUCCCCAAUCCUCAGUGGACGAAUGGCUAGGCCGCGUCAAGAUCGGCAAGGUCGAGCGCAAACAGGCGUUCUUUGAUGAACAGUUGCAAUCGCUUCUCCUGCUCAGAAUCCCACAUCCUACACCAGAUAACCCAGCAGACCCCAAGAACCCGCCAUUGAUCUUGCUCGAGUUCCUGAACUAUUUGCAGAUCUCGUUGGAGGCGAAUUAUUUGGCACCAUUGCCUUCUCAUGUCCCUGCGGUAGCUGAGACGCCUCGGACCUCGUCGUUGUUAUCAGCUCCUCCCCGUGUUACGACCUCGCUCGCGAAAUCGGCGCAGCUCAGUGCAACGGGUCGCCAUCCCCCGAUCUUCCCUCCAGCAACACCAAACCCGGUACCAUCGACAGGCGAGCAAGACAGACAAUAUGCUGGUGCGGAAGGGCCGUUCCUAGCUGCUAUCAUUUGGGGCAACAAUGUAUCGGAAGAGUCGAAGGAGGCGUUCAGUUUGCUAUGGUCAGAGAAGGAGAAGGUGUGGGUUGCAGUUUAUCGGAUGGUUCUGACAGUUUCGUUCGUCAAGGCCAUCACGUUCCCAAAUCCAGUUCUGUCCCUCACAGUCUCCACGACGCUACGAGAUAAACCAAUCGUCACUUCUGAACGACACCCACUCGCGCGGUUCCUCUCGACACUGGGCGUAAAGGCGCCAGAAUCCCCCGUGGAUACAGGGGAAGGUAACAACAAGCAAGAUUCUGAAAUUCUAUUGGAUGGCCUGGAGGAAGUCAAUCUGCUGGAAGGACUGUUGGCAGGUCCUUCGUUCGCGAAGAUGGGUCCGGAAGAGAUCAACGUACCGUCCCUGCGUCUUGGAGUCGUCUCGCGCCAGAAACUCUUCUCGCUACCGCCUAUGAUUGCAGACACCCCGAACGUUCCCUCCCCUUCACCCAUGACUGCUGUUCGCAAAGCGCAUCCCACCCUCCGCAAGUCCCACCGAAAGACACUGCCAACCGUCUCGUCGUUCGAACUGCGAAUGCGAACGGUGUUCGUACCCUAUGUCCUUCUGCCGGAAACCGAGGGCUCUUCUUCAGACGUCGACGAACAAGAGAAGGAAAGAGAGAGGCGAGAGGCCGGUAGUGCUGAGCGAACAGUGGUUCUCUGCAUCGAGAUCAAGAACCUUGGUGAACACCAAGAAAUGCGAAGCGGAAUCGGUUUCCUCAUCGAAAACAUCGCUAUCAAGAUUGCAGGGGAAGGAGCAAAGACUACACUAAUUGGAUGGGGCGAGAAUGGAUUGACUGCAAAGGCUUCUGAAUCGACAUUCCCCUUGAAACUGGGACCUUUGGCUCAGGUCAACCUAUUAUACGCCGUGACAUUCCUUCGAUCUCCAGAUGAACUGGACGGGUUCUCGUUUGCGAAACCCGACGCAAAGCCAAAGUCUGAUCUUCGACGGGGUGUGUCGAUCACUGUGAAUGGGCAGCCAUACCUUCCGUUGACGCCGUCCGCUCGAGCGCAUCUCACUGAACCGGACAGUAUCACUUAUCCCACGAAUGUAUUCUCCUCUGUAUGGAGCACCAUCCUUGACCUCGAUUCCAAUCCUGCGCCCGUCCUCGAUCCCUUCGACCCGUCUGAUCCACUUGGAGGAUAUCCCAACACGCUCCCUGAACCAGCCUCGCCUUUCCCCACGUUCGCUAUCGGCUCAGCACGAGGAACGCCCAUGACACCCCUAGGCUCUGCAGCCUACUAUCAACAAUAUUCAACAGACAUAACGCCACAAUCCUCCGCCUUCCCGGGCCAACGCAAGUUCCCACUCACACCCGGAGGCUACUUCCAGGCCAAACUCAGCCGCGGGCUUGCCCCAUCCCGCAUGUCCGCAUCAGCACACCACCAGCAACUGCAACAGUACGGCUACUCGCCUGGGGUGGUACCCGCAACGAGUCGAACGCCAGCUGUCUACACGCCUCCACCUCCAUCUUCGAUCAUGGGUGCGAUGAACUACCUCCGGUCUCCGACGACCUACAGUGCGCCUGUGCCUCAGCACCCUCCUCCGCAUUCCCCGCUCGCUGGGCAGCCGUUCACACCGGACUAUGAUGAACAGAGUUUGGUGGCAGCUGCGCCGUCGUUUGAUAUACCGCCUACGCCUGCUUAUCCUGCGUUCCCGCAAAAAUCGACGCUACCUCCUAGUCCGAAGAGUUUAGGACCUAUUGCAUCGCAGGCGCAGAACAACGUAGGGCCGAGCGUUGAGAUAAGGAGGGAUAGACCUCAUUCGAUGAUGUCGAUGGCGGGUGGUGCGAUGGGUCCGGGCGGUGGUGGUGGUGGGGUGUAUCCUGGUAUGGUCGGCCCUGGAGGGAGGCCGACGACGCCGAUCCCGCACGUCGCAGCUGCGUUUGGAGAGCAAAGGAUGUUUAAUAAGCUUGCGAAUUCGGGGGUGAGUGGGGAGAAUGUUGUGGUUUCUGUUGGGUUGUUGCCCAAGGUUGAUUCGUGGGAUGAGGAAGGAUGGGAUUCGGAUUCGAGUUCUUCGUCGUCUUCGUCGUCUUCAUCCUCAUCCUCAUCAUCGUCUUCGUCUUCAUCUUCAUCUUCGUCAUCUUCAUCAUCUUCGUCGUCCUCAGGCUCAGGCUCAGAUUCGGAGUCGGGGUCAGAAUCAGAAUCAGAAGACGGAGAUGGGUCCAAGGAUUCCGGCUCUGAAGACUCCGCGUCGUCUGCUACGGGUGCUUCAAAGGCCUCAAUCAAGGUGUCUGAGCAGGGGGAGGAGAGCGAAGUAGAGGAGGAGAAAGAGAAGGAGAGCGAGGUAGAGGAGGAGAAGGAGAAGGAGAAAAUCACGAAGGACAAGUCUGACAAGGGGGAGGAAAGUGAGGAGGAGAAGGACGAGGGGAUAGAGGAGAAGGAGAAGGCGGGGAAAGGUGACAGUGACAGGGAGAGUGAAGGGGAGAAGGACGAGGGGAUAGAGGAGAAGGAGAAGGCGGGGAAAGGUGACAGUGACAGGGAGAGUGAAGGGGAGAAGGAGAAGAAAGUCGAGAAGGAGAAGAAGAAAGAGAAGAAGAAGGAUAAAGUGGAGUCGGACGAGGGUGAGGACGGUGAUGACGAGAAGGAGGAGGAGAAAGAGGAGAAGAAGGAGAGUGACGGGGAGAGCGAGGAGGAGGAGGAGGAGGGAAAGAAGGCUAAGAAGAAGAAGAAGGACAAGGGGAAGAAGGACAAGGACAAGGAAGAGAGUGACGGUGAGAGCGAGGACGAGGAAAAGGAAGAGGAAAAGAAAGAGAAGAAGAAGAAGGAAAAGGGCAAGAAAGACAAAGGGAAGAAGGAUAAGGACAAGAAAUCGAAAUCGAAAGACAAGUCCAAGCACAAAGAAAUCAUCCUAGGCCCUGACAAGAUCUACCCCCUCUCCACCUUCACCCUCGACAUCUUCGUAUUCAACCAAAGUGCCUGGACGCGGAGGUUCGAGAUUACCUGUCCGGAGAGGCGGCGGAGGAGGCGGGGAGGGGCGCAGAUGGGUGUGUAUGGAGGUGGUGGGGAGGCUGCAAGGAAGAUGGGGUAUCCGGGUGUGUUGCCUAUGGAUAAGAGGGUACGAAUUGGACCUCUGAGACCGUCGGCGUGCCAGUCUGUACGGAUGGAUUUCCUCGCCGUGUCGCCUGGUGUGCACUCGAUUGAUACUCUCACGUUGACGGAUAUUGAGUCUGGUUUCUCCAUGAACCUUCGAGCGGUACUAGAUGUGGUCGUACACGACCCGAACGAUUGA
This is a messenger RNA of Coprinopsis cinerea okayama7#130, 3765 nucleotides long. RefSeq lists its product as hypothetical. The record is from RefSeq and is a predicted model, not a curated record. The coding region runs from base 1 to 3765 and encodes 1254 amino acids. Gene Ontology annotation, cellular component: TRAPPII protein complex; nucleus. Gene Ontology annotation, molecular function: sequence-specific DNA binding. Lineage: Eukaryota; Fungi; Basidiomycota; Agaricomycetes; Agaricales; Psathyrellaceae. Gene Ontology annotation, biological process: intra-Golgi vesicle-mediated transport; regulation of transcription by RNA polymerase II; regulation of mRNA processing. The transcript has 6 exons.